AUGGACGCACCGGUGAGUGUGGCAGAAGCCAACCAGCGCCAAUGUGGCCGGGGACUGGCGGACCCAUCACCUGCUUCUCCUGAACUAUUGGAUGCGAAAUCAGGAUGCCUGAGUUCAGAUUACAGACAACCUGACACAACGAUUUCUUCAAAGCCCAGACUUCUCACACCUUAUGGCCUCGACAUUGUGCUCCAGGGACUCAGCAGAGCUGUUCUUGAAACCAACCCGCAAAACAUCACCAAGUUUGCAGCAUUUUAUUUUGAAGAACUUAUUGCGUUUAGAGAAGGGAAUGCUUCUCUGGAUAUAAAAAACCUGAUUAAACAAUUUCAUCGAUUUAUAGUUGAGAAGUGGUCAGAAGGAACCACACAAGAGAAUAAACAAGAAUCUGUAAAAGAACCAAGAGAAACACCUAGAGUUUCCCAAGAACCUACAUGGAUGGAAAAAUCUACAGACACAGAGGAGGACAAUACAACUGGACCACUGUUUAGCAACAAAAUCGCUCAGUUCCCAUCAGUUCGUGCAGAGCAGCUCCCAGAGCCUGAGGAGACAAGUGAAGCAGUCCGCGGUCCUUCAGAACCAUCCACAUCUAAGAUUACUACCUCACCCUCAUCAUUGGCUUCCUCACUCCCCUUGCAGGAUGGACAAGAACUUCCUGCUUAUGAUCAAGCUCUUGAGGUCCCUUUGCAGGCUGGUACUGAGGUUACGUCAACCAUUCAUAAAACAUGUAUCUAUAAAGAUGAACUUAUGACUGAAGGGGCUACUUAUGUCGAGCAAAUUCCAGAACAAAUAGCCAUUCCUUUAACUAAUCACAUUGCUUGUCUAAAAGAAAAUGAGCUGUUACCACCAGGUAGUCUCAUACCUGUAGGCAAGAGAGCCACAUGCAUGUCUGAAAAAUGUGCAGAUUCUACUAAAUUUGCACAUUUGCAGCAUGCAAACUAUGAUUCUUCAGUACAUAUGGGAAAAGAAAUGCUUCUGCUCUUUGUCACCUCUAUGAAAGGUCCACCUGCACAAGCCCUGGACACAGAUGGCUCUACCAAAGCAAAAGGCUAUGAAAAACCCCUGCUCCUUGAAAUGGAGGUCACUUCCCUACUCCCUGGCAGCAAGAGUCGGAAAAGCUCUGCAUCCCAGAAGGCGGAGGUCACACCUGUGCUCCCUGGGGAAGCUGCUAAAGCUGUGCCCCCAGCUCUCUCUGUAAGACCGUCUAGUGGCCCCCCUCCUCCUGUUCCAGAAACCAAACCAGAAUGGGAAGCAGCACCUGAGCGAGGUUUGGUGGAGCCAGCACCUGCAGAUGUUCUACGGGAAUGA
Molecule: messenger RNA, 1305 nt
Organism: Hipposideros armiger (great roundleaf bat)
Lineage: Eukaryota; Metazoa; Chordata; Mammalia; Chiroptera; Hipposideridae
Product: calcium-binding tyrosine phosphorylation-regulated protein-like
Exons: 5
Coding region: 1-1305 (434 amino acids)
Biological process (GO): sperm capacitation
Cellular component (GO): sperm fibrous sheath; cytoplasm
Molecular function (GO): calcium ion binding
Source: RefSeq, a predicted model, not a curated record